GUAAUGCGUUGUUGGAAAAAACGAAAGAUGAACUUGCCGAGUUUCUCAUAAGUUUUUAUGCCGAAAUAAGGAAGAAGAAUGGGGAUCUAUAUUCGAGAACGUCAAUGAUAAGUAUAAGAUUCGGUGUACAAAGACAUUUUUUGACACAUAGAAAGUUUGAUAUUGUUAACGAUGCAAACUUUCGUUUGGCGAACGAAAUGUUUAAAGCUGUGUUGACUGAGAUAAAAAGAUCGGGAAAGGGAACCGUACAGCAUAAAGAAGUGAUAAGCGCUGCAGAUUUUGAAAAGCUCUACACAUCGGGAACCGUUAACAUGACUGAACCACGGGGAUUACAGUAUAAAGUGUUCCUGGACAUUAUGUUCUAUUCGUGUCGUAGAGGGCGUGAAAACCUAAGGUGUAUGAAGAAAACGGACUUCGUUCUUAAAAGUGAUUCCCAUGGCAGGCGAUAUUACAUAAACUUUGCCAAGUAUGAGACAAAAAAUCACAGGGGCGCAGAUGUUGGUGAUGAUGAUUCCUCUAGUGGCAGAAUAUAUGAAAUGCCAGGAAUGUCAAAAUGCCCAGUGUAAAGCUUAGAGAAAUAUCUAGCUAAACUGAAUGAAAGCUGCGACUGCUUUUGGCAGAGACCGAAGAAGAAGUUCAAAGACCAUGAUAUCGUGUGGUAUGAUAACAUUCCAGUUGGGCAUAACACACUGGGGAGUUUCAUGAAAACCAUGUCACUAAAAGUUCAACUGUCGCACACCUAUACAAAUCACUCUAUCCGUGCCACCUGCAUAACCACAUUGGAUCAAAAAGGUGUUGAAGCUCGUCAUAUAAUGUCUAUAAGUGGCCACAAAAAUGAAAACUCGAUCAAAAGUUAUUCUAGAAAUGUGUCUGAUGAGAAAAAGCAUGAAAUGUGCAGUGUUUCACAGAGUGUUGUCAAUACAACAUCAACGGCUUAUGGUUCUGAAGAAAGUGCUCAAAUUUUGAAUUUCGAUCUCUCUAAUAUUUCAAAUUAUGAAGUUCAGCAGCUGGAUAAUGUUCAGUUAGUUUCUGAAAUUUUUAACGAGUUUCCUGAGUCAGAAAAGGAAAAUAGCGCUAUUCGAGAUAACUCUGGUAUUUCCUCACGCAGAGUGUCAAGCAUCCCUUCCUGUGGCCCUUUAUUUUCUCAUGUCAAUCAGGUUAAU
Messenger RNA from Saccostrea cuccullata (small rock oyster), 1163 nucleotides. RefSeq lists its product as uncharacterized. Lineage: Eukaryota; Metazoa; Mollusca; Bivalvia; Ostreida; Ostreidae. The record is from RefSeq and is a predicted model, not a curated record. Bases 105 to 566 code for a protein of 153 amino acids. The transcript is spliced from 2 exons.